Molecule: messenger RNA, 2401 nt
Organism: Culicoides brevitarsis
Lineage: Eukaryota; Metazoa; Arthropoda; Insecta; Diptera; Ceratopogonidae
Exons: 4
Coding region: 122-2254 (710 amino acids)
Source: RefSeq, a predicted model, not a curated record
AAAUUCAUGGCACGCGUACUUGUUGCUGAGCAUAAAAUUACAAUUUAAUCCCAAAAAACAUCGAAAAACUAAAAUUUUUCAACAAAAACAAGAAAAACUGAACCGAUAAAUCCCGAAAACGAUGGAGCAGAAGGAUCUUGGAUUUUGUAAUUUUUGUAAAACUCCUUCAGUUUUUGUCUGUUCUCGAUGUUACGACACCUACUGCAGCAUCAAAUGCCAACAGGAAGAUUGGCAAACUCAUCGAUACAUUUGUAUGCCUUUUCCGAAAUUAAUUGAACGUUCACAAGCAAAUCCUCAUUUAUUGGCUUUACCGAAGCCGCCAAGCGCAUUCAAUGGCAAUGUUUUUCAGAAAUUUGACGUGAAUUCAGAGGUAACAAAGGAAAGAAAUGAAAAAUUGAUCCGGAAAGUUGAGCUUCCUCGACCUCCGAAGCAUUCGGUAAAAAAUAUGCCAAUUGCAAAGAGCGUUUCUGAAGAACGUGUUGAUCAAAAUGCACCAUUUGCGUUGAUAAGCACUUUAAUUACACAAGGAAUCAUGACAUUCACCGGAAAAUUGGGCACAAUUUUCAAUGAGAACUUUUUCAGUGUCGUCGUUAAUUUUCCCCAAUCAAUGGCGGACAAGUACGAUGAUCUAAUGAAGAAUUUCGACUCAAAUAUUGAGGAAUUCAAAACUGGUGAAAUUGGAUGCAACUCAAUGAUUGUCGUAAAAGACUCCGUUGAGCAGAAAUUUGUUCGAGCGAUCGUUGUCAAUUACGAUUUGGAAGUAAAUGCUGCUGUAAUUUACUAUUGCGACAUUGGAACUUUUGAUUUUUUGAUGCCCGUACCCGCAGACAUCAAGCUUUGUUCCCAAAAAUACACACAAAUGCCGGGAAAAUCAAUUUUAGUUGAAGUUGUGUCUCACGCCGAACCGGAUCGCAAGAAAUUUUUGAUGGAUUUCUUCCGUCCUGAGAAUGUUUUUUCGUUUAACAUCGAAAAGAAGCGCAACGGCAUCUUCAAUGGUCAAGUAAGUGUGAAUGAAAAGGUUGCUGGACACGUUUGUCUUUACGAAAGCACGUCAGAUAUCGACAAUUGCAAGAUCGCGGGAUGGAAAGUGAAGAUUAUCGCAGGUACUAAAGUCACAAUUUGUCGCAUUGAUCCCGAUAUGCGUGCUUGGAUCGUGCCAUCUGACAAAAAAGUGGCUUAUGAACGUCUUUUGUAUCAAUUAUCGAGCAAAUUGGAGCCAUGUAAGACGAUUCCGGAGAAAAAUUGUGUCGUAGUGCACAUUGAAGGAACACGUGGGGUACGUUUAAUGAUCACAAAUCACUUGUCCAAUGAUUUGGUUGAAGGUUUUGACUUCGAUAACGGUCAAAAGAAGCAAUGUCAAUGGAAGAAACUCCUGUUGAGCAACGAGUUUAUUCGAAAUUUACCGUUUUACGGAAGACUUGUGACAAUUAACGAUGGUCCUCAAUGCUAUGAUGUUAAAGAAAUGGAAGAUUUCUUGCAAAAUAACGACUUUUAUAACAAUGAAUUCAUUUUGAAGUCCAUUGAAAACACUCGUGUCAAACUUGUUAACAGCCAAAAUGAGUCUUUGGGAGAAUUGAUCAAAAAUUUCUUCGACAAGAAAGAAAUUGCGCGCAAAAUUGAAGAAGAAAAGAAACGCGUUGAACAGAAAAAAGCUGAAAAAGCCGUUGAACAAGCAAAAUUAAAUGAAGAAAAGCCACAAAAGAAAAAUAACGAAGCAAUUACUUCGAAAAAUGACACCCCAAAAGUUGAUCGAAAAAUUUUUGCCAAGGACAUGAACAUCAUUCCACUCGAAAUUGGCAAGACAUCGAAGUUUAUCGUCACAAGUGGCUUCAAAGACGGAUUUUUAGGUGUUUGCCCCGAUACAUCUGCUAAUCAUGAAUACCUUCAAAAUAUCAUAGUUCAAUGCGAAAAUUUCAUUUCGAACGUAAAAUUGAAGGAUCUCGUUGGAUAUCGUCCUCAAGAAUCGGAAAUGUGUUUGGUUCGUUAUACCGAUGGAGCAUGGUAUCGCGCUCAAUGUCUCGUGGCAUCAGAAAACGUAAUAAUAACACUUCUCGUAGAUUUUGGAACUGUUCACGAAGUUGAAGCCAAGGAAAUUAUGCGAUUGCCGGAAACGCUCAUCGAUCCGCCGCCCCGAUCGCAUUUCGUAUCGCUCCCAUGCAGCAGUGACAAGGCAAAAACUAUCGAGGAAUACGGCAAGUACCGUUUCAAGGUUGAAUCUUUCGAAGACGACAUGUAUACUUUAAGUUUCGCUUAAUUUUCUUAAUUUUUUUGACAAGUAUUUACUUUAUUACUUGACUUUUUUUGUACAAAAUAUUCAAUUAAUCGACAAAAAUUGUACUUUUUGACCUUUAUUGUUAAAAACUCGAAUAAAUUUCAUCAUUGACUAAAUUUUGGGAUCGAC